AUGAAGCUCGACUCCAGGUUAAUGGAGCUGUUCAGUGGGGUCCUGCUGGCUCUCUGUCUGCUGAGCCUCUGUGGAGAGGCAGUGUCCAGUGGCAACCAGGGCCUACGGGGACCCACCGGUAGGAUGGAGCAGAGGACAGGGACCUGUGAAGUGGUGGCGGCCCACCGCUGCUGCAACCGGAGGCAGAUAGAGGAGCGCUCUCAGACGGUCAAGUGCUCCUGCUUCCCGGGACAAGUGGCCGGCACCACCAGAGCCUCGCCCUCUUGUGUUGAAGCCUCCAUCGUGCAGCAGAAGUGGUGGUGUAGGAUGGAGCCGUGUCUGGCGGAUGAGGAGUGUCGGGUUCUCCCCGACCUCACCGGCUGGUCCUGCAUCUCCGGGAAUAAAGUGAAGACCACCAAGCUGCCGUCUGAUGAGUCCAUUAAGGAGCGACCGCGGGGCGGCGGCUCGAGUGGCGCGCUCUGGUUCCUCUGUGGUCCGAGGCGUGGCUCCUCUGAGCUCAGCCUCGCCAACAGCAGUCCUCGGUGGAUCCAGCCAUAG
Gadus chalcogrammus (walleye pollock) is the source of this 537-nucleotide messenger RNA. Its product is annotated as chemokine-like protein TAFA-2. The transcript is spliced from 4 exons. The record is from RefSeq and is a predicted model, not a curated record. The coding region runs from base 1 to 537 and encodes 178 amino acids. NCBI's taxonomy places the organism in Eukaryota, Metazoa, Chordata, Actinopteri, Gadiformes, Gadidae. Gene Ontology annotation, molecular function: receptor ligand activity.